GUGCCCCAGCUGACACAUCCUGUCCCUUGUCAGUUGCAGGCUCUGUCUUUUCACCCGUCGGCUGCAGGGGUGUGCAGGCUGCAAGGGUCUGGGCAUGUCUCCCCAUUUGGCCGCCUUCCUGGCCCUUGCGCUCUGCCUGGGCCAAGUGCUCCAAGCACAGAAAGGGGUCCUGCCCAGACCCUCCAUCUGGGCGGAGCCGGGCUCUGUGAUCCCCCAGGGGCAGCCCGUGACCAUCGUGUGCCAGGGACCCACUGAGGCUGAGACAUUCCGCCUGGAGAAGGAGGGACAUGCCCUACACCCAGAUGCACAGAACCCACAGCACGAGACGCAGGCCAGAUUCCUCAUCCCCGCGGCGAGUGAAGACGCUGCUGGGCUCUAUCGUUGCCUCUAUCAUAAUGGUGUCACCUGGUCUAAACGCAGUGAGUCACUGCAGCUGGAGGUGACAGGAGACCCACAGAUGCACUGGGAGGACAGUAACAGUCCCGGCCUGUCAACAGGGCAUGUUUCUAUCCUCAUUGGGAUCUCUGUGGCCUUGUUCCUUUGUGUCCUCCUCCUGGUCCUCAUCUUCCUCUAUUAUCAGCACCAGAAAAAACACAUGCCCCCCAGCAGCAAAGGUGAAGAGCAGAGGCCCCAGGAGAGGGUUAGCCCGGCCGUUGACAUCCUAGAGAGGACACCAGAUCUGGCCACAGUCGACAGACUUCCUGAAAAGGACGGGGAAAUGCUUCACACCCCAACCCCUACUGCAGGAGGCCCCCCGGACGUGACAUAUGCUGAGCUGGACCACCGGAUCCUCACACAGAGGACGGCCCAAGCCGCGUCCCCGCGGUCCAUGGAGCCCACGGCUGAGUCCAGCACAUAUGCGGCCCUUGCCAGACACUGACUCCAGGCCCAGCUGGCCUCCACUCCUAGACACACAGGAAGCCAUUCCCGCAGAUGCAUGAAGUGGCCAUUUGGAGGGCUUCCGGAUGGAAUCGUCCCUUUCUGGAAAGCCAUGCAGUCAGAUUUCCUGGAGGCAAGAACUGGCGUCAGGAGACCCCUAGUCAACAUCUAGGAGAUGCAUGAACCAUGCGGUCCCUCCUAAAAUCCACUAGGUCCUUGGAGAGAACGUGUAGCCCUUAUUUCCAAACACCCAGCUACAGACUCCAGACUCCUGGCAGUUUCCAGAGACUCCGCUAUAGUCACUUGGCUGUUUCCAGAGACCCAGCUAUGGUCUCCCAGUCACACAGGUGACUCCAGAUGUGUCCCGUGUAUCCCUAACUGCCCCCAGAGGCUCUGAUUUAAUUGUCCACUCAGCUGACUCUAAAGGCCUUCCAGAGUUCCAAAGUUGACCUUGAACCUGGACUAUACGUGGGCAGCUGAUAGCUGAGACGCCGUUUUCUGGAUUAUGCUUCUCUUUGUUCAUCAGUAAAAGUUUUCACAGGCCCGCCCUGCAGUAGCCCUGCACGGGGAGCUUGGUCCCAGUCUCUGCUCAAAGCUCAGAGCAGGAAACAAGACAAAGAAUGCAUUGGUGUUUUCUGAACUGAGUGUCCCAGGGAGGAAUGAGGGCAAUGCUGAGGAGACGUGUGCCCGAGUAAACGAGCAGAUGGUACGACCCUACCCUCCACACACACACCCGUCCACAAAUGCACACACAUACAUGCACAUGUCCACAAAUAUACCCACGCACACACGUGCACACAAACUAUACAAAUGAAUACGCACAUGCACACGCACUAAUGGACAGAUAUAUGGACCAUACGAGGGAGUUGGUGAGGCUGUGACUGCACAGAGCACUGAGGCAAAGCCUCAGGGACCCUGAGGCUUUCAGUCCACGCCGCGGAACACGGCAGCCUCGCAUUUCCCAUCCCUACUCCGGGCUCAUCCACACUGGACGCCAUGCAUUCUCCAAACACAACAGCACCAUCCAGCUCCAAGAGCUUGUCCUUCCUCUGACCUUCACUCCCUCACCCAGCUAACGCCCUUCAAGUUUGGGCUUGGGCGUCGUUCUUCCUAACGGGGUUGCAGCAACUCCUCCAUGUAAAGUGAGGGUAUCGGUUUCUCACGGCUGCUGUAACGAAUCACCACACCCUCCGUGGCUUCCGACAACACAGUUUGUUAUCUUACGGUUCUGCUUGUCCGAAGUCUGAAAUCAGUUUCUCCGGGCCUAAAAGCAAGGUGUCCGUAGAGCCGCGUUUCUUCUGGAGGCUCGAGCGGAGAAUCCAUUUGGUGACCUUUUCCAGCUUCUAGAGGCUCCUGCAUCCCUCGGUCCGUGGCCCUUCCUCCAUCCUCAGGGAGCCCUGUGGCAUCUUUAAAACCUGCUCUGGUUAGGAUUCCUGCUUCUGUGACGCCUCCUUCCCCUUCCUCUGACUCUCUUGACUCCCUCUUUUUUUUUUUUUUUUAAGAUUUUAUUUAUUUAUUUGACAGAGAGACACACAGCGAGAGAGGGAACACAGGCAGGGGGAGAGGGAGAGGGAGAAGCAGGCUUCCCGCUGAGUAGGGAGCCUGAUGCGGGGCUCGAUCCCAGGACCCUGGGACCAUGACCUGAGCUGAAGGCAGACGCUUAACGACUGAGCCACCCAGGCGCCCCUUGCCUCCCUCUUAUAAAGACCCUCGUGCUUACACUGGGACCGCCGGACAAUCCAGGAUCAUCUCCCCUCUCCAAAUCCUUAACUCGCUGACACCAAUAAGACACCGUUUGCCACGUGAGGUAAGGUAACGUGUAAGGCAACAUGCGAACGGGCUGCCUCCCACUGGUCUGUAAAAUGCUGGAUGUUUUGACGGUCUAAUUUCUGUGCGCCCAGAAUGACUCUGUGGAGCAGAACCUGCUCCACCCCUCGUAUUAGCCACCUUUCAGGCGUCUAUAAACUUGACAUCU
Messenger RNA from Mirounga angustirostris (Northern elephant seal), 2854 nucleotides. RefSeq names its product leukocyte associated immunoglobulin like receptor 1 (gene LAIR1). Bases 95 to 880 code for a protein of 261 amino acids. Lineage: Eukaryota; Metazoa; Chordata; Mammalia; Carnivora; Phocidae. Gene Ontology annotation, cellular component: plasma membrane. The record is from RefSeq and is a predicted model, not a curated record. The transcript is spliced from 9 exons.